Molecule: messenger RNA, 3898 nt
Organism: Drosophila busckii
Lineage: Eukaryota; Metazoa; Arthropoda; Insecta; Diptera; Drosophilidae
Gene: kek3
Product: kek3
Molecular function (GO): protein binding
Source: RefSeq, a predicted model, not a curated record
AUCUCUCUCUCGCAGUGUUUCGCUAAACUGACAAUAAAAACAAUGCCCAGCAUUAAUAUCAACAGCAAGCACUAACAAACAACAACAGUGGCUGCAAUAAUAAAUGUACAAACGUUCACUCAACUAAGCCGAAAGUGCAACAGCAACAACAACAACAAAAACAACAGCAACAAUAGCAAGUUUUACAAUUGGCAACACUUUUACGACUUGCCAACGUAACUCUUUACAACGAAAUUUUCAUUAUUGCACAAGGCACUUGCAACAGCUGCUCCAUUAGUAUGCAAUGGGCGCAGCGAGAGAUGCAACGACGACGACGACGACGAAGCCGCUGUCGACGCUGGACAUAACCAGCGCAAACAGCGCGCAACAACUGACGCUGGCCACCAAGGUGCGCCGAAAAGCGUCGACGCGAAGUCGCAGACGUCUGCAUCCGCCUCUGCCGCUGGGCCAGCUGCUCUGGCUAUGGCUGCUCUGCUGGCUCAGCCAGCUGCGCGCCGAAUGUCCCGCGGUAUGCGAGUGCAAGUGGAAGAGCGGCAAGGAGUCGGUCUUGUGCCUUAAUGCCAAUCUCACACACAUACCCGCGCCCCUCGACGCCGGCACCCAGCUGCUCGAUCUCAGCGGCAACGAUAUACAGACCAUGCCCGACGACAGCUUCGCCGCCGCCCAGCUGCUCAAUCUGCAGAAGGUCUACCUAGCCCGCUGUCGACUGCGGCUCAUCGAGCGUCACGCGUUUCGCAAGCUCAUCAACCUAGUCGAGCUGGAUCUCAGCCACAAUCAGCUGGCGGCCAUACCCUCGCUAGCGCUCUUUCACGUCUCCGAGCUGCGUGAGCUGCGCCUCAGCGGCAACCCCAUAGUGCGUGUGCCCGACGACGCCUUUGCGCAUGUCGCGCAGCUGGUGCGCCUCGAGCUGAGCGACUGUCGCCUCGCUGCGGUGGCGGUGCGCGCCUUUGCCGGCCUGGAGAGCAGUCUGGAGUGGCUGAAGCUCGACGGCAAUCGCCUGAGCGAGGUCAGAUCGGGCACCAUUACCUCGCUGUCAUCGCUGCAUGGACUGGAGCUGGCACGCAAUGCCUGGAACUGCAGCUGCGCCCUGCGCCCGCUGCGCGCCUGGAUGCUGCAGCAGAAUAUACCCAGCACCAUACCGCCCAGCUGCGAGGCGCCGCCGCGUCUAGCGGGACGUGCCUGGGACAAGCUGGAUGUGGACGAUUUCGCCUGCGUGCCACAAAUUGUAGCCACCGACACCACAGCCCAUGGCGUCGAGGGACGCAAUGUGACCAUGAGCUGCUACGUCGAGGGCGUGCCGCAGCCCGCCGUGCGCUGGCUGCUCAAGAAUCGACUCAUAGCCAAUCUGAGUGCAGCCGCUGGCGGCGGCGGCGAUGAGUACGAUGAGCUGCCGCGCACGGCGGCCGCCACGCAAGGACGCAAGACCUAUGUCGUUAAUAUGCUGCGCAACGCCUCCAACCUCACCAUACUCACAGCGGAUAUGCAGGAUGCGGGCAUUUACACCUGCGCGGCGGAGAACAAGGCGGGCAAGGUGGAGGCGAGCGUUACUUUGGCGGUCUCGCGACGUCCGCCCGAGGCGCCGCUGGGCGUGCGCAUUAUACUGCUGGGCGUGCUGGCCGCCUUGCUGCUGGUGGUGGGCAGCUCCUUUGCCGCCAUUUGCCUCUGCUCGCUGCGGCGGCGACGCAAGCUGCGACUGUGGAACUCUGUGCCGCCCGUGCGGCGCAGCGAGAGCUAUGAAAAGAUUGAAAUGACGACAAGGUCGCGUCCCGAUUUGGGUGGUGGUGCCAGCUGUGGCGGUGGCAGCGCCACGGGUGCAGCGCUGUUUCAGGAUGCGGCUGAGGAGCAGCACAACUAUCUGCGGGCCGCCCACACGCCCUUGCAGGAUGAUGCGGGUCAGGUCAGCUGUCAGGUGGCGCUGCCUACUGUGAAUCCUAGCGCCGGCAAUGCGACAGCGCGACGCAAUGGCGAUUACCUGCAUGUAUCCACGCACUGUGAUGAUGACGAGGAGGAGGAGCAGCUGCCGCCCCGCCCAGCGGCGUUGCCCACAAGCCUUGCGAAUAAUUCGGAGGAAACGGAUCUGCAUAUACCGCGUCUGAUUGACAUCGGCGGCACUGACUCCGCCUCCAGCUCAAUAUCAAGCCAAGUAGACGCAGCCGCGCGUCUGGCAGGCUAUGCCAGUAACUGGAAGCCAACGCCCAUAGCGACAACAAAGAUCACCUCGCCGCACAGCAAGCCAGCGGCGAGUGCAUCCACGAGCACGCCGUUUGCGCACUACGGCAAUCCGACGCAGGAUGAGAUGGCCACGUCGGUGUUUUGCAGCAGCAACGGCGAUGGCCAGGAGCAGGAUCUCUUUGAUAGCAACUAUCCGGAUCUGCUGGACAUAGCCAAGUAUGCUGUGGCGCAGGCAGCGCAAGCCAACCACGCCUACCCGCCCAACAGCAGCAGCAAUGCCAACGGCGGGCUCUGCACGCUGCCGCGCAAGCUCAAGCAAAGCGGCAAGUACUUCAGGAACAGCUCGGACAGCCAGUCGCCGCUGCUGGCGGACAACAGCAGCAAAUACGGCAGCAGCACGCUGGGCGACAACAGUUUUCUCAACGAGGCCAUGGGCCUGGGCAGACGCUUCAGCGCGGAGUCCAGCUAUGCCAACUAUGCCAGCACCACGACCUACACGGGCGGCGGCCAGCGCGCGAACAGUUUCCUCAAUCUGGUGCAGAGUGGCGCCCACAAGGGCGGACUCUAUGCGCAGCAGCUGAGCGCCAAGCCCAGCCUGCCCUCCUCACCCGUGCAGCAUCAGCGCUCGCUUAGCAGCGCGGCGACGCCGCUGCUGGACUUUGCGGCGCUAACAAACCGAGCAGCGGGUGCCACCAACUCGUCGGUGGCCGCCUAUGACUAUCAUGCAGCGCAGCUAGAACGUUUUCUGGAGGAGUAUCGCAAUCUGCAGGAUCAGCUGUGCAAGAUGAAGGAGACCUGCGAUACCAUACGCAAAAAGGAGACGCCGCUGCGCGCGCCGCUGGGUCCGGGCUCGGCGGCACAGCUGGCGGAUCCUGUGAUGUAUAGCGCAGCAACAGCGGCGCACAGUCCAAAGCCGCCGGCGUCCACACUCAAGGCGAAGACGUUGCUGCCGGGACAGCCGCCGGAUCCGCCACCCUAUUGGCUGCAUCGCAAUGCGAUGCUGAAGCGUCUGAAUGCGGAGGCCAAUGGCGGCGCCAGCUCGCCGCAGCCCAGCCAGGAUAUCUUCAAGAGCUAAGGAAACUUUCCUCAUUUCUUUUUGCAUUUUGCGCUAGUUAGUUAGUUAGUGUUCCACUUCAAGGAUGCACUGUUGUAUUAUAGACACACACACACACACAGAUACACACACAUACAGACACUUACAGACACACACACUUUUCCACUCUUUCUACUCGCUAUGCAAAUUAAUCAAUACAGUCGCCAUUGUAAGUGUAUAGACAGUCCAGUCCAGUGUCCCAACCUCUAAUCCUCAAUGUGUCCCAAUUAUCCUUUUAAGCAAACUCUCGUGUUAGUCAGACUAAAUGAAAAACAGAAUACAAAUAAAUUCGUGUUUAUUGUAAUUUAAGCGAUCUCAUUAUUAAACUUGAAGCAUGCAAUACGUACUAAGUCGAAUUUGAGUUUGAGGCAACGACUGCUGCGGGCAUUGAUGGAUUGAUUCAAAUAUUGUUUGUUCGUUUGGAUAAGUUUCCUUUACUAUGCAAUCCAAUCAAAGUUAAAUGCAAGCCAACACUCAAAUUCACAGACAAAACGAAGACAAAGAAUUGUAAUUAACAACAACAACAACAACAAAAACAACAAUUAUAUAUAUUUUAUGGUGUCACUAAACUAAAACUCAAACGACAUUUCGCACCGUCGAGUGCAGCGUAAAAACGUAAACGUAAAAAUAAAU